Rubroshorea leprosula is the source of this 2614-nucleotide messenger RNA. Lineage: Eukaryota; Viridiplantae; Streptophyta; Magnoliopsida; Malvales; Dipterocarpaceae. The record is from the annotation of a GenBank genome assembly.
GGAAUUCAACCAUCACCGGAGGCGGAAGCCACCAAUCUACCUUGUGAAAUAUAAAGGGGUUUAAGCCUUUAGCCGCCUUGGAACGCUAGUCCUUCCAUAAUGGUCGCCCUGAGACACAUAGGCGUUGGCCUCUAUACUCCAGUUUGUACUCCACUGCCUCCUCCGAGGAAGCCCUUCCAGUUCGUUCCCACCACCGUUUGCUCUGCCAGCAAAUGGGCCGACCGCCUGAUCUCCGACUUCCAUUUCACCCCCAAUUCCGAUCACUCCCUCUCCUCUUCUUCCUCCACCGCCACUCUCUCUCCUCCUCUCCCUCCCCCUCCACCCGAGCGCUACGUUUCCAUGCCCCUGGAUUUCUACAAGGUGUUGGGAGCUGAGACUCAUUUCUUAGGCGAGGGCAUCAGGAGAGCUUAUGAAGCUAGGGUUUCUAAACCCCCUCAGUAUGGGUUCAGUCAAGAUGCCUUGGUUAGCAGAAGACAAAUUCUUCAAGCUGCUUGCGAAACCCUAACCAACCCUAGCUCUCGAAGAGAUUACAAUCAUGGGCUUCUAGAGGAUGAACGCGACACUAUCAUCACUCAGGUGCCCUGGGAUAAGGUUACUGGAGUCCUGUGUCUGCUCCAAGAAGCUGGGGAGACGGAGGCAGUGCUUCAAAUUGGGGAGAAUUUGCUGCGGGAGAGGCUGCCCAAGUCUUUCAAGCAAGAUGUGGUGCUGGCAAUGGCGCUUGCGUACGUGGACAUGUCUAGGGAUGCCAUGGCUUUGAAUCCUCCGGAUUUUAUUAGGGGUUGUGAGGUGCUUGAGAGGGCCCUGAAGUUGUUGCAGGAGGAAGGGGCAAGCAGCCUGGCGCCAGAUUUACAGGCACAAAUUGAUGAGACCUUGGAAGAAAUAACCCCACGCUGUGUCCUGGAACUACUAGCCUUGCCCCUUGGUGAUGUGUACCGUACAAAGAGGGAGGAAGGUCUUCAUGGUGUGCGCAACAUAUUAUGGGCUGUUGGUGGAGGGGGAGCAGCUGCAAUUGCUGGAGGAUACACCCGUGAAGAUUUUAUGAAUCAGGCCUUCUUACGCAUGACGGCAGCUGAGCAGGUUGAUCUAUUUGUAGCGACACCAAGUAAUAUCCCAGCAGAAAGUUUUGAAGUUUAUGGUGUAGCACUUGCACUCGUUGCUCAAGCAUUUGUUAGUAAAAAGCCUCAUCUUAUCAAAGAUGCUGAUAACCUCUUCCAACAGCUUCAACAGACUAGGGUAACAACUUUAGGGAAUCCUGUCUCUCCUUAUUCUCCUACAGAAAACCGUGAGAAGGACUUUGCUUUGGAGAGGGGUCUUUGCUCAUUGCUUGUUGGUGAGAUUGAUGAAUGUCGGUCAUGGUUGGGCUUAGACUCUGAUAGCUCACCAUAUAGAAAUACAUCAAUUGUAGAUUUUGUGUUGGAGAACUCAAAGGAUGAUGAUGACAAUGACCUUCCGGGUCUUUGUAAAUUGUUGGAGACAUGGCUAAUGGAGGUGGUUUUUCCUAGAUUUAUAGAUACCCAAGAUUUACAAUUCAAGCUUGGAGAUUAUUAUGAUGAUCCUACUGUCCUCAGAUAUCUCGAAAGCCUCGAUGGAGUGCGUGGUUCACCCUUAGCUGCAGCGGCAGCUAUUGUGAAAAUUGGAGCUGGGGCUACUGCUGUUCUUGAUCAUGUGAAGGCUAGUACAAUUCAGGCGUUGCAGAAGGUGUUUCCUCUUCAUCAAGGUGAAGAGGGUAUAAGAAAUCAUUCAGAUGGUGUUGUGAACAACAUUAUCCCUGGUGCUGAAAGUGAACAGCCUCUGGAAAAACCAAAUUUGGAGUAUUCUGCUAAGGAUUCUGGAAAAAGUAUUUUUGAUGAAAUGCAGGAAGAAGAACCAGUUACUGAGAAAAUUAAAGAUGCUGUUGUGAAGAUCAUGUCAGCUGGUGCGAUAAUUGGAUUGCUGACUCUGGUUGCCUUGAAAUUCUUGCCUGCUAAAACCUUUUCAUCAGUUAUGCGUAAAAAAACAAAUCCAGCUAUGGCAUCUGAUGUCAUUGAUGUAGGCUUAGUUGAAGAUUCUGUGGAGGAAUUACCCAGAAUGGAUGCAAGGUUUGCGGAACAUAUAGUUCGCAAGUGGCAGAAUAUUAAAUCUCAGGCAUUUGGACCUGAUCAUUGCCUUGAUAAAUUACCAGAGGUUUUAGAUGGUCAGAUGUUGAAGACAUGGACUGAUCGUGCAGCUGAAAUUGCACAGCUAGGUUGGGUGUACGAGUAUACUCUAUUGAACCUUACCAUUGACAGUGUUACUCUUUCUUUAGAUGGGCAACGUGCUGUGGUAGAAGCAACCCUGGAGGAGUCUGCUCGCCUGACUGACGUUCAUCAUCCAGAGAACAAUGCCUCAAACGUAAAUACCUACACAACAAGAUACGAGCUGUCUAGUGCUGGAGCAGGAUGGAAAAUUAGUGAAGGUGCUGUCUUCAAAUCAUGGUAAUUGUAAGGCAUAAGGAGGUGAUAAUGUAAAUACAUCUUUGAUUCUUUUACUUGUUAGUUGCAAUGUUAGUAAUUUGGUAAUUUCAUCCUCAUCACUGAAGCAUCAAAUGCAAGAAUGAAGAUUUUAUUGUCCAAAAAAAUAAAGUUUAAUCCAUUUC